ACAAAAGCGAUUGAGUUAGCUACGGUAAGAGUGUAAACUAAGAAUGGACAGAGUCGUAUUUUGGAUCUUAUCAGCGGUCAUACCGCCGGUCUUUGGUCUCUAUCACCUCUAUUCUUGUUCUGAUUCGCGAAGGCGUUACUUGGCACUCUGUCCUAUCUUUUUGGUUUCCACUGCAGCUGUAUGUAACAAUCUUUAUCAUUUCACUUUCAACCAUGAAGACUACAAUCAAGAGUGGCCAGCGAAGUUUGCUUCCGCACACAAUGCUUGCUUGGGAGUCAUACUAACAUGGGCAAUGAUUGUAAGAUGGUCACUACCAUGCCAUGCUCUCAGGAAAUGCAGGUUAUACGGUCAACGGUUUCUUGUUAUUGUCUUGAGUUUGUGUGUGGUUGGCGCCAAGGCUGCAGGGGUGCUCUCUUGGGGUUGGUCUAUUACAAUGCAAAUGACAGCAGCCAUGGUGUUGGUGUUGUGGGACGUUCUAGACAGCUUGAAUGUUUCUGUUAAAGUGCAUUGCAUCUGUAUGGACGUACUAUAUAUCGUCUCGGCUGUGAUGAUUAUGACAAUUGAAAUGGUCGUGUCGGAUUUUGAUGGAAAACUGUGUGCGCUCAGAGUAUUUUCUCUGUUGAUGUACGCAAUGUACUACAUUAAUGUGCUUACAAAGGCCAUCUCUAAAAAGAUUGACUUUCUACCAAAAUAAUUUUUAUUUUUUCUGUAAGUAAAUUUGCAAGGCAAUGACUUAAAUACUGACUGUAAAGCUAAUUAUUGCAAUCAGUUGGUGGUUUGCUGCCACCUCAGUUUUUUGGUGAUAUUUCAUGUGCUAUACUUUGCGGUUGUUUAUG
Molecule: messenger RNA, 836 nt
Organism: Corticium candelabrum
Lineage: Eukaryota; Metazoa; Porifera; Homoscleromorpha; Homosclerophorida; Plakinidae
Exons: 2
Coding region: 44-694 (216 amino acids)
Source: RefSeq, a predicted model, not a curated record